GGCCGUCAUGUUCACAACCGCAGAAUACUAUACGUUCCUGAUCGUGUCUGGCCCGACUUCCGAAAACUGCGAGUGCUCCUCGACGCCGAGGCUGACCUCGAACGGACACCUCGCAGCUCCUUUGCCUGCCGGCGCCCGCCAGCGGUGGCCCUCAGGGCACGCGCGCCCUGGGAGCACGUCGCCGCCCACCGGCAGGCCCGCCGUGCCACCCAGGGUGGACAGAACCCCCUUCAGCAAAAUAUGUGUUCUGUCGGCGGCGUCUCGGAGCCGAGUUUGCGGGCGGGCCACGCUGGGGCACAGGCGAAGCUGACUGCGGCUCGUGCGGAUGGGGAAGGAAGGAGGAGAAGAAGAGGAGAGGACGACGACGACGACGAAGGAGGAGGCCGAGGAGGCGGGAGACACACAUCCAAACCAAAGAGCCUGCUAU
This is a messenger RNA of Prorocentrum cordatum, 427 nucleotides long. NCBI's taxonomy places the organism in Eukaryota, Dinophyceae, Prorocentrales, Prorocentraceae. The record is from the annotation of a GenBank genome assembly.